UGUCUGGAGAUGACAACCAAAAGGAAGAUCAUUGGGCGUCUGGUGCCCUGUCGAUGCUUCCGUGGGGAGGAGGAGGUCAUUUCCGUGUUGGACUACUCUCACUGCAGUCUGCAGCAGGUACCCAAGGAGAUCUUCAACUUUGAGCGCACACUGGAAGAGCUCUACCUGGAUGCCAACCAGAUUGAGGAGCUGCCUAAGCAACUCUUCAACUGUCAAGCUCUCAAGAAACUGAGCAUGCCUGACAAUGACCUCUCCAACCUGCCAACCACCAUUGCCAGCCUUGUAAAUCUGAAGGAGUUAGAUAUUAGUAAAAACGGUAUCCAAGAGUUCCCCGAUAAUAUUAAAUGCUGUAAAUGCUUAUCAGUCGUGGAGGCCAGUGUAAACCCCAUAACCAAACUCCCGGAUGGCUUCACCCAACUCCUCAACCUAACACAGCUCUUCUUAAAUGAUGCCUUUUUGGAGUACUUACCUGCCAACUUUGGGAGAUUAUCCAAAUUACGGAUCCUGGAGCUACGGGAAAACCACCUGAAGACCAUGCCAAAGUCAAUACACAGACUGUCGCAGCUGGAGCGAUUAGACCUGGGAAGCAAUGAAUUCUCUGAACUGCCUGAAGUCCUGGAGCAGAUACACAAUCUUAAAGAACUAUGGAUGGACAACAACUCGUUACAGACAAUACCAGGGUCUAUAGGGAAACUGCGGCAGCUCAGGUACCUGGAUUUAGCCAAGAACAGGAUCGAGACCCUGGAUGCUGAUAUAUCUGGGUGUGAGUCCCUGGAAGACCUCCUUCUUUCCUCCAACAUGCUGCAGCAGUUACCUGACUCCAUUGGAAUGUUGAAAAAGUUAACAACUUUGAAAGUGGAUGACAACCAGCUCACCUCACUGCCUAACACCAUUGGAAGUUUAUCACUUCUAGAGGAGUUUGACUGUAGCUGUAAUGAAUUGGAAUCCCUGCCCCCAACCAUCGGCUACCUCCACAGUCUCCGAACAUUUGCAGCUGAUGAGAACUUCCUGACUGAACUACCCAGGGAGAUUGGAAACUGUAAGAACGUGACGGUCAUGUCCUUGCGCUCAAAUAAACUGGAGUUUCUGCCUGAUGAAAUUGGACAGAUGACAAAACUACGUGUUCUCAAUCUGAGCGACAAUAGGUUAAAGAAUCUUCCAUUCACUUUUACAAAGUUGAAAGAUCUUGCUGCACUCUGGCUAUCUGACAAUCAGUCCAAGGCCCUUAUCCCCCUCCAAACGGAAGCCCACCCAGAGACCAAGCAGAGGGUCCUCACCAACUACAUGUUUCCACAGCAACCCCGGCAUGAUGAGGAUUACCAGUCAGACAGUGACAGCUUUAAUCCCACUCUCUGGGAAGAGCAGAGACAGCAGAGGAUGACAGUGGCCUUCGAGUUUGAGGAUAAGAAAGAGGAGGAGGACAAUUCAGGAAAAGUUGAAAUUAACCUAAAGCGUUACCCAACACCCUAUCCGGAGGAUCUGAAGAACAUGGUAAAGUCAGUGCAGAAUCUUGUUGGAAAAAGUACUCACCCGCUUAGCACAGAAAAGUGCUCAUCUGGCACAAACAUGGAACAUCACACCAAGGACGCAUAUGAACAGCAUACAAAGUGGCCCAUGGCACCGAAGGAGGUAAAGACUUCAGACUCGCUUGGAGGCUCACCAAAUGAUAUUCGUAUAUCUGACAUGAGACCCACCCUGGUAGAGCCCCCAAUGUACAAACCAAAGGUUGUAUUACUGGGUAAAGACAAAAAAGAGUCUACUGAUGACUCAGACCCAGACAAAAUGCACUGCUUGAACAACAGUGGCUCUUCAGCCACCUACUCAGACUACUCCCCUUCCCAGGGUUCAUCUGGAUCCUCCAAUCCUCCCGGCAAUGUCACCAAUUUACAGACUACAGGGAAAGAUGGAGCACCCCAGACACAUUGGACAAACAGGCUUGCUCAGUCCUUCCCCAAACCCAUUGAGACCAAGCCACUGCUCAGCCAGAGAGAGACGCCACCCUCCAGCACACUGCAGCAGCGAGGUGAGAGGCGGCCGCUCAGUGACACUUUCGACAGCUGGAAUGAAGCCCCCCACUAUGACAACACAGGUUUUGUGGCAGAGGAGACACCUCUGGAGACACCAAGCAGUAGCAGUGGCAAUCCCAUGCUGGGAUCCAAACCUCGGAAUGCUUCGACAUCGCAUGGGCGGAGGCCCCUCAUGAGACAGGAACGUAUCGUGGGAGUCCCUCUAGAACUAGAGCAGUCAUCACAUUCUUUUCACACGGUACGGAACACUCCAGAAUCUGAAGUGCCUGGACCUCCACCACCAAACCCAUGGCAGAACUGGACAAGGACUCCAAGCCCCUUCGAGGACAGAACAGCUUUUCCCUCAAAGUUGGAACUCACUCCAGCAAACAGCCCUAACCCUGACCGCAAGGACUUUGACCAGGAGAUGAGUGAAUUACCUGGCUCUUUCCCCUCGACAGGAGCCUGGGGGUUCCUGGACUCCCAAGACUCAGGGACAGGAAGCGGAAACCCCAAUAUAUUCACACAUAUUCAGGGUCGGAAAGAACCAAACAAGAGUACCACUAUGGUUCCUAGCAGGAGCUCUGAAAGACUCUCACCAAUGAUGAAGGAAGUUAAAGCAAAGUUCAAGAAGUCCCAAAGUAUUGAUGAAAUCGAUUUCGGAUCCUACAAGGUAUAUAGCAUUCCUUUAGACAACUACAGUUCCAGCAUAGAGAAUCAGGGCAGUGUGGACAGACAGGACCUACCUGGACCUAUGGAGCAAAGCAUGUCUAGGAGUCAGUCUGCUCCCAUGCUUGACGAUGACCUUGAUGACUUCAGCACCAGUAAGGCCCCUCAGCAGAAGCCCGCAAUUCCAAAGAAGGUUUACCAUUUUGAUCAAAGUUUCAAUCCUCAAGGAACCAUGGAGGUUGUGAAGCCGGACAGAAGAGUUCCUCCACCUUUCCCCAACACUCCAGAGUAUGUCAACCAACCAGGCAAGACUGCUCCCAAGGAGCUUGUCAGCCCCAGAGGUUAUGGCCGUUAUCCAAUGGAUUCUAUGUUCCCCUUUACUCAACCCAGUGUUAAUGAGGAUGUAGCUCCUCCACAGUUCCCUCCCCAGAGGUCCAGGCCAGGGUUCCUGCGACGAGCAGACUCUCUGGUAAGCUCCACGGAGAUGGCGCUCUUCCGCAGGGUCAAUGAAGCCCAAGAGCUCCAGCUGUCAGAGCACUACAACCGACCGCAGUUCAAAGGUAUUUUGGACCAUCAGAACAGCCUGUCCACCAUGGCAGACACCCAAUUCCACAAGCGGAAUGGUAGGUAUGAAGAGGAAUACUCAUCUUACCAAGAGCCCAAAAAGCCUAUCAUGGGUUACCCCACUAAGAGCCUGACGCAACGACGACCCUUGUCUGCACGGAGCUACAGCACAGAGACAUAUGGGACAUCCCAGGCCAGACCCGUGUCCGCUCGACCCACCAUGGCUGCCCUGCUGGAAAAGAUGCCAUCAGAUUACAACCUGAGCACAUGUACUGAGAAGAGUGCCGACAUAGACAUGAAGCUCAGACCUGUUCCUCUGAAACCUGAGGACACCAUUUCUAAGAUGCCAGUAGAUUGGAGACAACAGCUUCUCAGACACAUAGAAGCUAAAAGAUUAGACCGGACCCCUUCACAACAGAGCAAUAUGUUAGAUAACGGACAAGAUAUGGUUUCCCCGAGCAGUCAGUGGGCACCGUACUCACUGGGAAGGAGAGAUGUGCCACCAGAAAAUAUCAUCAAAAAGGCUGCUGGUCACAACCCCCACCAAACGCAGACCAUGAUCAUCACAUCUGCCUCUGCCACGCCACCUCUCCGCACGACAAGGGACCAGCAGUAUGAAGGUGCCAUCAACAAGAUUUCCGUCCAGCAGUACCAGACCCCCCUGCCCAUGCCCGUCAACACCACCAGCCCCCGGCCACAAAGUGCACGAUGCCUCAUCCAGACCAAAGGGCAGAAGAGCAUGGAUGGCUAUCAAGAGCAGUUCUGUGUUCGCAUUGAGAAGAACCCUGGCUUAGGUUUCAGCAUCUCAGGAGGAAUCAGUGGACAAGGGAACCCCUUCAAGCCUUCAGACAUGGGUAUCUUUGUUACUAGGGUACAGCCUGAUGGACCUGCCUACAACGUCCUACAACCAGGGGACAAAAUUUUGAAGGCCAAUGGACAUAGUUUUUUACAUUUGGAACACGAAACUGCUGUGUCUCUUCUGAAGAGUUUCCCGAAAACUGUGGACUUGGUAAUCUUAAGGGAGAGCACAAUAUAA
Molecule: messenger RNA, 4275 nt
Organism: Chanos chanos (milkfish)
Lineage: Eukaryota; Metazoa; Chordata; Actinopteri; Gonorynchiformes; Chanidae
Gene: lrrc7
Product: leucine rich repeat containing 7
Exons: 23
Coding region: 10-4275 (1421 amino acids)
Biological process (GO): establishment or maintenance of epithelial cell apical/basal polarity; receptor clustering; neurotransmitter receptor transport, endosome to postsynaptic membrane
Cellular component (GO): basolateral plasma membrane; adherens junction; postsynaptic density
Molecular function (GO): protein kinase binding
Source: RefSeq, a predicted model, not a curated record